AUGCCUGGUACAGUGGCAGAGGGACCCACGGUCUCCAUGUCGUUUGCCAACAACUUUUGGGGUAAAGAUGAUGCAGGCGUCCAGCCCAUGCUUGAUCGCAUGCACGGGUCGAAAACUACGAGUGAUGAAUUGAAAGCCUUUUACACAGUACGAGCUGCGAUUGAAGACGAGUAUGCGAGAAAAUUACAAGCACUAUGCCGAAAGCCACUUGGAACAUGCGAGUCCGGAUCUCUAAAAGUUUCCUUGGAUGUUGUGCGCGGAGAGACGGAAGCGAUCGCCAAAGCACACGCUGCAAUUGCAGGUCAGAUGAAGGUUGAGCUUGAGGAACCUUUGGGUGCUUUCGCAAGCGGAAUCAAGGAGAGACGAAAGAUUAUUCAAAAUACCGUCGAGCGAUUGCACAAGACUAAGAUGCAACAGACACAUGUUGUUAAUAAGGCCCGGGAUCGAUUCGAACAAAAUUGCCUCCAGAUAAAGGGUUAUCUUGCCCAGGGACACAUGGUUAUGGGACAAGAGGAGCGAAAGAAUAAGUCGAGACUUGAAAAGACUCAAAUCCAGAUGGCUUCGAACAGCGCCGAGUACGAGGCCGCCGUGAAGGUCCUUGAAGAUACUACGGGCCGCUGGAACAAGGAAUGGAAAGCGGCUUGCGACAAAUUCCAGGAUCUGGAGGAGGAGCGUCUUGACUUUACUAAAAGCAGUCUGUGGACUUAUGCAAACAUUGCAUCCACGGUUUGUGUGAGCGAUGAUGGUUCUUGCGAGAAAAUUCGCCUGUCUCUCGAAGAUUGCGAAGUGGAAAAGGAUAUCCUUUCGUUCAUUAAGGAGCGUGGAACCAGUCAAGAGAUUCCGGAUGCGCCUCGCUUCAUCAACUUCUGCAAGGAAGACGACGAUACAUCAUCUAUUGACUCAGCAGAGGGCUAUUCGGUUGCUCAGUUUCAACGAACUAUGAAUCCCGCGUUCCGAACCUCUUCUCCACAGCCAUCGACUUUCGAGUCCCACCAUGAUCCACACUCCGAGCUUGCGGCUCAAAUGGGACACCCAGCGCCUCCCCCGAUUGAUAUGCAGCCAUUACCGCCUCAGAAUAUCCAACAGGAGCCUCCACUCCAGCGCAUGCAUAAGCAACCACCUCAACAGAGCAUGCCACCUCCUCAAAACAUGCCUCCACAGAACAUGCAACCCAAAGAGAUGGCGCAUCAGAGUAUGCCCUCCAGAGAGAUGCCUAGGGAUAUGCCAACCAGAGAGAUGCCAACCAGGGAUAUGCCACCCAGAGAGAUGGCGUCUCAGAAUAUGGCCCCCAGGGAAUUCAGAGAGAUAGCUCCCAGAGAUGUUCCACCUCAGAGUAUGCCACCGCCUCAGCAAAUGCCUCCUCAACAGCCGCCUGCGCAAAUGAUGGCACAGCAGCCGCUUCCACUUGAUCUACGCCGGGGUGGGCAUCCGCCACCAAACUAUGAUCCGGAGCGCCAUGGCGAAAUCAAUAAGAUCCCUCACAAUGCUUAUCCCACUGAUGGUAUGACUAUGUUCUGCCGUACUGGACCUCCUUCGGAGCGCAGCUCGGCAGCCAGUGGGUACAGACCCUCUAGCCGUGACUCGCAGAGUGAUGUCUCAAAUCCCACUUCCAUGUCCAGUUUUGAAGCUCCAGCGCCGGUGCCGGCCCCAGUCGCCCAAAAGCCUCCUCUGCCUAGCGUGAUGAAGCAACAGCAGUCACCGCCUAAGCCGCUAACUAAUGCUCACUCGCCAAGUGCUCAGGAGGACAACUCUGUUCAGAAGAAGAAAAAUAUAUUCUUUAGCAACAGUCCUUUCCGCCGGAAGAGUCGUCAUGACAAGGAAAGACCAGCCAUCACUGCUCCUUCUACCUCACGAAGCCCAUGGAGCUCGCCCACCAAGCAGCCUACUGCUGUAAAGACGACCCCUGUGAAGACUAGUCCAGUUAAGACUACUCCGGUCAAGGCUGCACCGCCUCCAGCUGCGCCUCAGCCAGUUGCACCUCCGCCCACUAUGCAGGCCGAAAGUCACAGCCCCGAGCCUGUCGAUCCUCGAGCUAACUUCCAGCUCAAUGUCGGCAACAACGUUUUUGAUGUUGCUUCACCUGACAAGAAUGCAGGAUCUCAGUCUGCGAAAGCAGCUGAGGAUGAUUCGGAUCCCAUUGCUCGUGCUCUGGCUGAUCUCAAGACUACCGGCAAUGGCAAGCAGGCCAGCGUGCGUGUUUCAGCAGACCGAUACCACGGCAUCUCAACCCCAACUCCUUCGGCUCCUUCGUCUGCUUAUGGUGGAAAUACUGCUGCUGCUCCACCGGCAUACAAUGAUCCUUCGGUGAAGCGACUGGACGCUCCCGAGCCCGCAUUUACUGCAAAACAGAUGCAAAAGACAACUCAACGAUACACUGGCCAGACUCAGAGUAUGCUCCGAGGUAGAGGCAACACCAACCCCUCUCCUGCGAAGCCACAGGAGGCGCCUCGUGCUAGAUCACCUGCCCCGCCCAGAUCUCCAGCUCCGACAAGACGCAGUGCCAGUCCCGCAGUUUCAGUUUCUCCUCGUGUUGAUACUCGUAGUGGAUACAGCAGUGGUAGAGGUGCUAGCCCUAGUCCAAGCAUUCAUCAGCCCAGCAGCGUACGCAGCCGCUACAGUCAGUCCCCAACGCCACACCGAGCACAAGACCCGCCUUACUCGCCCAACGACUAUGUCAGACGGCCUUCUCCUGCUGCCUCCCAUCGUGCGGUAUCCCCUCAGCCUCAAUUCAGACAGCAAGUUCGUCCGUCCAGCGCUGGAGGUAUGGAGCUGCAACUCUCCGGAGGUUCCACGUAUGGAGGAAGCCAGAGUGGUGGUUAUGCUCCUUCUCGAUCCGAUAGUCGUCCCAGAUCUUACUACGGGGGAGACAACAAUCCUCCGCCUGUCGGUCGCUCCAGAAGCCGUACCCUUGCCGUUGCAGACCCAGGCCGGAAAUUCAGUCGCGAUGGACGUCCAGUCCUACACUUCGCUCGUGCCAUGUACAGUUACAGCGCCGCCAUUCCUGAAGAACUUGGAUUUUCCAAGGGUGAUGUUAUGUCUGUCAUCCGUCUCCAAGAUGAUGGUUGGUGGGAAGCUGAAAUCACCAAUGGUCGCAGCCACCCUGGCUUGGUUCCCAGCAACUACCUGCAAAUCAUCUAG
Messenger RNA from Penicillium malachiteum, 3138 nucleotides. RefSeq names its product formin-binding protein HOF1. NCBI's taxonomy places the organism in Eukaryota, Fungi, Ascomycota, Eurotiomycetes, Eurotiales, Aspergillaceae. Gene Ontology annotation, biological process: cytoskeleton organization. Gene Ontology annotation, cellular component: cell division site; plasma membrane; cytoplasmic side of plasma membrane. The record is from RefSeq and is a predicted model, not a curated record. The coding region runs from base 1 to 3138 and encodes 1045 amino acids. Gene Ontology annotation, molecular function: protein binding; phospholipid binding. The transcript is spliced from 5 exons.